This is a messenger RNA of Cokeromyces recurvatus, 346 nucleotides long. RefSeq lists its product as uncharacterized. The annotation marks the transcript as partial. The transcript is spliced from 2 exons. Lineage: Eukaryota; Fungi; Mucoromycota; Mucoromycetes; Mucorales; Mucoraceae. The record is from RefSeq and is a predicted model, not a curated record.
UAUUAUAACGAGAAUAAUUGGAAGUCCAAACUGUAAUUCCAAUAUUACAUGAAGAAACAAAAAGGUGUGCAUGAGAUUUGCAAGAGGUUCGUCUAUAACAGCAGCAAAUAUCAUCAGAAGUCAUCUACUGGUGUAAAGUCAGUUAUUAAUAAUAUAAGCAAAUUCUAUCCAUCUACCCCGACUGACCAUAAAGAAAGGCCAGUAAAAACGAUCAUUGCUUUGGGCGAUGGUGUGGUUUAAUACUAGUUCACAAGGCAACAGGUCGUUACCGGUCAGAACUAUUACAAAAGCGUUGAAGAGGUAUUGUGGACAGCAGUUAGAAGUAGUAAUGGUUGAUGAAUACCUC